Messenger RNA from Eptesicus fuscus (big brown bat), 588 nucleotides. RefSeq names its product charged multivesicular body protein 1b-like. The record is from RefSeq and is a predicted model, not a curated record. Lineage: Eukaryota; Metazoa; Chordata; Mammalia; Chiroptera; Vespertilionidae. The transcript has a single exon. Gene Ontology annotation, biological process: protein transport; late endosome to vacuole transport; endosome transport via multivesicular body sorting pathway. Gene Ontology annotation, cellular component: ESCRT III complex; multivesicular body. Bases 1 to 588 code for a protein of 195 amino acids.
AUGUCUAAUAUGGAGAAAUACCUGUUCAACCUGAAGUUCGAGGCCAAAGAACUGAGCAGAAGUGCCAAAAAAUGCAACAAGGAGGAAAAGGCCAAAAUUAAAAAGGCCAUUCAGAAGGGCAACAUGGAAGUUGUGAAGAUACAUGCCAAAAAUGCCAUUCGCCAGAAGAAUCAGGCAGUGAAUUUCUUGAGAAUGAGUGCGCAGGUCGAUGCGAUGGCUGCCAGAGUCCAGACGGUGGUGACAAUGGGCAAACUGACCAAGCCAAAGGCCAGGAUGGUUAAGUCGAUGGAUGCGACAUUGAAAACCAUAAAUCUAAAGAAGAUCUCUGCCUUGAUGGACAAAUUCGAGCACCAAUUUCAGAUGCUGGACUUCCAGACGCAGCAAAUGGACACGAUGAGCAGUACAACAACGCUGACCACUCCACAGAACCAAGUGGAUAUGCUGCUCCAGGAAAUGGCAGAUGAGACCGGCCUGGACCUCAACAUGGAGCUGCUGCAGGGGCAGACCAACUCCGUGGGCACGAGCAUGGUCUUGGCGGGGGAGGAUGAAUUAUCCCAGAGACCAGCCCGCCUGCAAGAUCAAGUGUAA